UCACGCUCGGGUCCGUGUGAAAACGGGGGUUCCGAGUGCAAAGCAAAGUUUUUUUGUAAACCGUCUGCAAAGGCGGGGGGGUGAAGACGGCGGCCGCCACCGGGCCGAGCGCAGUCGCUGCGGACGCGGUCUCCCGAGCGCCUCGGUCCGAUGCUCGGCAGCCCCUCGGCACGCAGUGGCCCGCCGCACCCUCCGCCUCGCCAGUACAGUCGAGCGCCGGCGCUUGAGUAGCUGCGCGGCCGGCGGUUUCUCCACAGCGCCGCUCCCGCGUCAGCGCCGAGCUUCAGGCCGCCGCCAUGGGCUGCUGGGGCCGCAACCGCGGCCGGCUGCUGUGCAUGCUGCUGCUGACCUUCAUGUUCAUGGUGCUGGAGGUGGUGGUGAGCCGGGUGACCGCGUCGCUCGCCAUGCUGUCCGACUCCUUCCACAUGCUGUCGGACGUGCUGGCGCUCGUGGUGGCGCUGGUGGCCGAGCGCUUCGCCCGGAGGACUCACGCCACGCAGAAGAACACGUUCGGCUGGAUCCGCGCUGAGGUGAUGGGCGCGCUGGUGAACGCCAUCUUCCUCACGGGGCUGUGCUUCGCCAUCCUGCUGGAAGCCGUCGAGCGCUACAUCGAGCCGCAUGAGAUGCAGCAGCCGCUCGUGGUGCUGAGCGUCGGCGUGGCGGGGCUGCUAGUCAACGUGCUGGGGCUCUGCCUGUUCCACCACCACAGCGGCGAGGGCCAGGGCGCAGGCCACGGCCACUCGCACGGCCACGGCCACGGCCACGGCCACCUCGCCAAGGGCGCGCGCAAGGCGGGCCGCGCGGGGAGCGAGGCGGGCGCGCCGCCGGGCCGGGCGCCGGACCCGGAGCCGGACCAGGAGGAGACCAACACGCUAGUGGCUAACACCAGCAAUUCCAACGGGCUGAAGGCGGACCAGGCAGAGCCAGAGAAGUUGAGAAGUGAUGAUCCAGUGGAUGUACAGGUAAAUGGGAAUCUCAUCCAGGAGGCAGACAGUCUGGAAUCAGAAGACAACAGGGCCGGACAGCUGAACAUGCGAGGAGUGUUUCUGCACGUCCUUGGAGAUGCCCUGGGCUCUGUGAUCGUUGUUGUGAAUGCCUUGGUCUUCUACUUUUCCUGGGAGGGUUGUACCGAAGACGACUUUUGUGUGAACCCGUGUUUUCCUGAUCCCUGCAAAUCGUCUGUAGAGCUGAUGAACAGCACCCAGGCCCCCAUGCACGAGGCUGGUCCGUGCUGGGUCCUCUACCUAGAUCCAACCCUGUGCAUUAUAAUGGUUUGUAUACUUCUUUACACGACGUACCCACUGCUCAAGGAGUCCGCUCUCAUUCUUCUACAGACUGUUCCUAAGCAAAUUGAUAUCAAACAUUUGGUAAAAGAGCUACGAGAUGUUGAAGGAGUGGAGGAAGUCCAUGAGUUACACGUCUGGCAGCUCGCCGGAAGCAGGAUCAUCGCCACCGCUCAUAUAAAAUGUGAAGACCCAGCUUCAUACAUGCAGGUGGCCAAAACCAUUAAAGAUGUUUUUCACAAUCAUGGAAUCCACGCCACCACCAUCCAGCCUGAAUUCGCUAGUGUAGGCUCUAAAUCAAGUGUCGUCCCGUGUGAGCUCGCCUGCAGAACUCAGUGUGCUUUGAAGCAGUGCUGUGGGACACGGCCACAGGUCCAUUCUGGAAAGGAGGCAGAGAAGGCUCCAACAGUUAGCAUUUCUUGUUUAGAACUCAGUGAAAACCUAGAGAAGAAGCCCAGGAGGACUAAAGCUGAAGGCAGUGUCCCCGCUGUGGUGAUAGAGAUUAAAAAUGUGCCAAACAAACAGCCCGAAUCAUCUUUGUGAGCCUUGAGAAAGAUGUGAUAUUUGACUUUGCUUUUAAACUGCAAGAGAAAAUAGACUCCAUUGAAAUACUAAGUUUGCCAAGUAGUGUAAUUGAAGUCCUUGUCUGGUCGCACAGUUUAAUUCUAUUUUUGUAAGAACAUAAUGGAACUGCAUAAUAGAGUGUGCUACAGUACAGCCUUGUGAUUACUAGUGCAUAGUGCAGCUAUGCUGGAACACGUUUUGAAAGCCAGUUUAACACUAUGUUACAUUUUUGUUUAAAGUAAGUAUAGACCUUAUAUGACAUAAUGACAUUUGAUUCCUGGUUUUCCCAUGAUAAAAAUUAGGGGGAUAAAUAAAAUUGUUACUGGAAUUUCUCUGCUUUUCCUUCCCCCAUUGUUAUAUCUUAUCUGUUAGGAUUGUAAUUGCUAGGCCUUUAAAGUCAUCAAGCUUGUUUCCUCUGAUGUUGAGGGGUAGUUACUUGCCCUUUGAGAUCAUAAGCCUAGCAUAAUUGCAGCAUGUUUCCAGAGCAAGUCAUGACUAUUAGCAGGAAACGAGAUUAGUUACUACUCUGUUCUCCACUUCUGAGUAGUCGAGUAAACCGUGAGGUAAUUCACAAGAUGAGUUAGAGUUUACACAUUGUAGAGCAUAUAGGGGAGAAGAGCAAGGAAGAAGGCAAUAUGUCAGUUAUUACCUAUUAAUGUGGAGAUUAUAGCUCUAAAUUACCUUGAAAAUCUCAAAUGGCUUUAUUCUACCAAAGUCAGUCUAAACACUUCUGCCAGUGUUGCUUUCUUUCAAAGACUGGUAUUAGCAACAUUGAGCUAAAAGUUCUAAAUGCAUGAAUAGUUUUGAAAAUGCAGACUCCUUAACUGCAAACUAUUAAAUUGUGUCUUAAAAAAACUUCCAUAGUGACCUGUCAGAUGGAUUGAAUACCUUUCUAGAUGUGUAGCCAACAGUGUGUGCUUAGCCAAGAGCCAGUGACUUGAGAAUGAAAUCAGAUGGCUCAUGCAAUUUGGAUAUUACUUUAGAAAGCAAAACCAAUCAGAGGAAGGCACAGGUCUUUAGCUGCCAUGUCCUUCGCACUUUACACCCAGGAAGUCAUUCACGGCUGCUCCAUUGCCACAGAUUUCAGAUCCAACACAGACAUUGAAGAUUUUUAAGUUAUAUUUUCCUUGAUAGAAAAAGGUUAAUGCUUUGUGAAGGAAAUGUAGAUUUUUGUCUUCGAAAGUGAUUAUUAAUAUCAGUUAUGUAUAGCUCUAUUUUUCUAGGAACAAAGUAUUCUGACUACUUCAAUAACUUUUAUAGCUGACUACUUUUGGGAAAGUUAACUUUUGGGAUUUGAAAUAAUUCACUGCUUAAUAAUCUGAAAAUGAAAGUGUUAUCAUAUGACAGUUACUUUAAGGGAUGGUCGGUCUCUCCCCUAGGGUAAUGAGCCUGUUGCUGGCAAUGGGCCUACUUAAGAACAGCUGGAUUUUCUGAUAAGAAAUGUAAUUUUUGGAACAUAGUUUGUAAGUUCACACAUACUACACUGGGCCAACCAUCCAGCCUACAUAAUACUUCACUAAUGUGUGGUCUAACCCCUUGGCAGGUGGUUACUUUGACUUUAGCAAGUUUGCUUUUUUAAAAAAACAUGAAAUUGAGAGAUCUGGGAGUGGUGUGAGGGGAGCUCCAGAUGUCUCAGAUGGCUCUGUGCAGAAGGUUUUAGUGUUCCCACAGUGGUACAGGAAGGCAGUGGAAAGCCUGUGGCAUCCCGGAGGUGUCCUUCAGAAUGCUCUGGGCAGGUGUAUGUCACGGGGGUGAGGGCUGUGUCAAUCUGACUUUCAGAAGUGCUUUAAGGUGGUGGUGGCCUGGGUUAAGUGGCUUCUAUGUAAAAAAGUGGUACCGUAGGCUUUUUUUUUUUUUUUUCAAAGGUGUUUUGUCAUAGCAAACUCCAUGGGCGCCAACUUACCUUGAGGUUUUAGAGAAUUAUUUAUUUCUUUACAAUGCACUUUCUAACCCAUUUUUUAGCUAUAUUAGCAUUAUCUUUAAGAAGAAAAGAUGUUUUUAUAUUUAAAUGUUGUGGGAUUUGAGUGUCUUUUCCAAAAUAGCUUAUUUCCUGAAAGAAAAUGAGGAGCUACCUUGGCCUCUUUGGGACUCCGCCAUUGUUUAAACGUGCUUCCUCUCACUGCAUCAGGGCUGCGGGAGGCUCCCUGGUUCCGUAUUACUUGAGCCAGCUCACUGUGGACCUGGCUCCUCGAGCUGAGUGAGGAAGGGCUGCAUGUUCCCACAGUCCACUCAAACAGGGGCCCUUCCAAGCCAUGUGCAGCCUGGGAACAAUGGGCGUGAUUUCCCAUGGUCAUCUUUUAACUUGUAGGAGUAAUUCUUUUCUGGGGGGUAUCUACAUUGUAGAUGUAUAGGCUUGAACACAAAAACAAUCCUUGGACAUUUUACGGCAUUUUCACACCCAAAACAAAAUGCUGGGUAGCUUUAUCCUAAGAUGUAUAACCCUUGAGCAGGAAGGGUUUCCAUCAAGUUUACUUUGGAGAGUCUUGGGAGGUUGUUUAUAUGUGUGUGUCUUGUCAGCAUCUGUCAUUUUGAGAAUUUUGAGGGAAAAGGAAACCUAAUGUGAGGUAUUUGUUGGGUAAACUGGGUUUGAAUGUUUUUACUGUUUUACAAGCAGAUACCAUUUGAACAAGAAAAAAAAAGUCAUUAGCCUGCUGUCUUAAGGUAGUCCUACAAAAAUAUGGAGAGUGGUUCUACAAUAGAAAAUAUUUAUUUUAGUACUGCGUUUCAGUUAAGUGGUAAACAGUGUUAAGAGGUCUUGGGAAAGUGGAAGGCUUUUGUUAUUGUGUUUGUAAUCAAAACUGCCCUAGUGCUUCACGGUCUGGAGAAUGGAACUGUACUGAUACUAUUUUGAUACAUAUAUACAUAUGUGUAUGUAUAUGAUGAUCCUCUUGUUUUACUAACAAGCUCUGGAAUAUUUAGCAGUCAUUUUCACUGGCACAAGAGCCUUUUGUAUAUUAAUCAAUUUAAACUUUUAAACCAAAAAUAUAUUAAAGUUCAGUGUCAGGCAAAAAAAAAAAAAAAAAAGGAUGCUGAAGAGAAUGUAACAGAAUUAAUACAUGGUUAUAUAAAAGACACAAAUGGCCAUGAUAUGGGUCUGCCUUGAAACAGCACAAUGGGGUAUUAGUGUGUCUGAUUCUCUGAGACGCUCUCGUGUUGGUCUUGUCUGCUGCCGCCCAUCCGUCCGUCCUCUGGGCCAACGGCGCAGUUGCUACGGCUCAUCUCGAACUCGAGUGCGGCAGCCUUUUCCCUAACUUCUGUGCGUUCUAUGACUGUGUGUUGUUUCCAAAGCUGUUCCUACCUCACCAUGAGGCUUUAUGGAUUGUUCUGUAUUAUAAAUGUUCUAUAUGAGACAAGACUACUGUGUUUCUUCUCAUUUAUUAAAAGUUAAGUAGAAAAAUAAAA
This is a messenger RNA of Rattus rattus (black rat), 5249 nucleotides long. RefSeq names its product solute carrier family 30 member 1 (gene Slc30a1). Gene Ontology annotation, molecular function: zinc ion transmembrane transporter activity; calcium channel inhibitor activity. Gene Ontology annotation, cellular component: Golgi apparatus; endoplasmic reticulum; membrane. The transcript is spliced from 2 exons. NCBI's taxonomy places the organism in Eukaryota, Metazoa, Chordata, Mammalia, Rodentia, Muridae. The record is from RefSeq and is a predicted model, not a curated record. Gene Ontology annotation, biological process: detoxification of zinc ion; intracellular zinc ion homeostasis; zinc ion transmembrane transport. The coding region runs from base 297 to 1826 and encodes 509 amino acids.